Messenger RNA from Cladocopium goreaui, 441 nucleotides. NCBI's taxonomy places the organism in Eukaryota, Dinophyceae, Suessiales, Symbiodiniaceae. The record is from the annotation of a GenBank genome assembly.
AUGGAAGAGUUCGCUUUUGAGCAGGUUGGAGGCAGAGUGAAGCUGCUCGAGACACCCAAGAUGUUCGUUUGCUCGCAAGAAGAAGUCCGUGCAUAUGGAGCGGCCAGAGAGCAAAGAAAGAGAGAGGAAAUGGAGCAGGAACGCCGGCGCCGGCACCGCACCCAGAAGGAGUUGCAAGACAUUCAAGACUUUCUGGGCGCUCAUCACUUUCCAGAUGUGAACAGCGCUCAAAGUUCGUGGUGGGGGUUCAAACGCACCUAUCCCCUACACACAGCAGUGCGUGAAGGCAACUGGCGCAUGUACCAGCUCCUGGUGAAGCACGGAGCGAACAGACAACAGAAAGAUAGCCAGGGCAAGCGGCCCUGCGAGUGUGCGGUCAAGAAAACCUUUUUUCAGCGGCCUGGCCUCACCUCAAAGCUUGCUUUGCCGUUUGCCAACUGA